UCUAUGACAGCUCGAUUAUGGGCAUCUUUGCUAAGAAACAGACAGGAGCGGGAUAGUUCAACUUAAACUAUAUUACAAGAGAAAUAUAAAGAUUAUCAAGGGCUAUCGCAAAAAUCUGGAAUCCUGAUACGCCUUUUAAACACAUCUCUAGGGAAUUAAAAGACGAACAAGAUGGAAGACCUGUAGCCAAUAUGCUGAACCUCACGCUGGACACGACAGAAUUGGCAUUAGAAUCUGAGUUAUUUGUGACGCCUGAGCACGUAGACAUCGGAGAGCAAAUCCAACCCGAGAAAGAAGAAGACAGGCAACUUAUCCUUCCAAAUGGGAUUAAAAUCAAAUUUGAGCACAUUGUAGCCCUGGCGGGAGAUUUUUAUGGUAAACCGAAAGCACCCAUCAUCGAUCCAUUUGACGAAGAAGACGUUGGCCGUCGUAAGCGCUUCAUGGCUGCCUUCAACACAAUGGCGCGUGCACCUGACGAUGAAGUAGAAGAGCUGCGCAUGCUCAUAGCUAUUGCAGAUAAGGACACGGAUUUCAGAAAACAAGAUGAGAUCACUGGUGGUAUAUGGAUCGGUGGUGUCCCCGUGAAACCAGGGCGAAUGCUCAAGUUGGCUAUGAAUAACCAUGACCAUUUUCUACCACACGCCAGAAACGCUUAUCUGAUUGGUCAUCAGUUGGCCUUGGGGAAAGCAAGAGAAGCGAGUCAAGCAAACACAGAAGACGAGAAGACCAAACUUCUCCAUGAAGCAUAUGCCAUGGAGGCGUUUGCUUGUCACUUUCUUACUGACACCUUUGCUAGUGGACACAUCAGGACACCAAGAGCAGAAUUAGGAAAAGCAACAAAUCUCCAUGUAGAUGGUCAUUACCUGAGUAAGUGUAUGCAUGAUGAAGACGGACAGUUUGGCCUGCGAGUAACUAAUGUCAGAGGAGACAAGUGGAUUGCUUAUGGUGAUGGAAUGCUUCAUAAAAGCGAAGACAAUUUCAAAUAUGUCGUCGAGGCUACUCAGAAAUCAGUCAACCAAGUGUAUGAAGCCUACCAAGACCCUAAUAAAGUUAUCGACACCGCUGAGGUUACCGAUAUUAUCCCACUGGUUGACGAUGAAGAGAAAAACAACUAUCCUUUGUUCCAAGUGAAGCCGGACGGAAAACUACACAGGCGGUCCAACAUAAACAAUCUGCAAGAUGCCAAUACAAUCUCUAAUUGGUGGGGGCCCUCGACAGCGACGAUGCUAUCAGUCCAGUACAAACCGAAAAACUCAGCAAUAUAAACUGAUGAAGAUUCAUAUUAGCACAAUUUUCAGUGCAGAGGACACUAAGCGUGUCUGAUUUUUUCCUUUUAUCUCUUUUUUUCCUAAUUAUCCUUAGCUAGGUUAGAUGAAUUCUAUAAAUGUGUUUGAGAAUAACAUUGAAUUCCGUUCAAUUUAACAAAUAAUUUUGGUAAGUGUUUUGGAGAGUGUCUAUGAUAUUCUUACUCGUAGUGGCCGGAGUAUACCGAAGUGAAGUGUGUGAACCGGGCCUCUUUUAGGGCCGUCUUCCGCCGUUUGGCCUUAAAAGAUGGCGAGUGUGAUAAUUAAACUAUUUAGUCUGAGUUCCUUUUUGGGAUUUUGAAUCUACUUGUUAUCUAGUUUUUAGCUGUAAACUAUCAGUCGUUUAAAAUGAUAACGUUUGAAAACUGAUUUAAUUUGCAGUAAAACUAAGUUCUACAUUUAUACUAAGCACCCAUAUUCUACGAUACCAAAUGUGGCGAGCGAGUGUCAGCCACUGAUAAACAUAAUUAUAAUGACGAUGGUCCUUUGCAAACCUUUUGUAAACCUCAGUCAUUAUAGGAGUAAUGUCGAAAGUAAUGCGUAAGCUAAUAAAUGUUGACCAAAACGAAA
Pocillopora damicornis (cauliflower coral) is the source of this 1874-nucleotide messenger RNA. RefSeq lists its product as uncharacterized. Lineage: Eukaryota; Metazoa; Cnidaria; Anthozoa; Scleractinia; Pocilloporidae. The record is from RefSeq and is a predicted model, not a curated record.